CGUUCAGGGUGACUGCUUUAUAUCCCCAGCAUUGCCGCAAGAGAAAGUUUCUCUCACUCCACGUUUAACCCUCGAGAUGGGCACACGGGACUCGAUCUGUUUUCUUGUUUACUUUUUUACAACAUUUCAAUUCUGUCAAGGGAGUCGCUUUACAGACUACACAUACCAUCCGUGUGUCCGUAGCUGCUCAGCGGGUGAAAAUCCCAAGAUAUGUGAGUACGACUUCACACUCGAGUACUACUACGUCCUCACCAAAGGCUGUUUCGACUGUCCCUUGAACAUCACCGACUGCGACAGACCUCACUGUGUGGCGACAGAUGGCGUACAUCGAGCCAUCAUGACCAUCAAUCGCAUGUUGCCUGGACCAGCUAUCCACGUGUGUCACAACGACACGAUCGUGGUGAACGUGAAGAACAAAAUGGAAGGCGCAGAAGGAACGUCCAUCCACUGGCACGGUAUCUUCCAGCACGACUCUCAGAUCAUGGACGGGGUCGGCAUGUUGACGCAGUGUCCAAUACCAGCCUUCUCCUCAUUCCAGUACAGAUUCAAGGCUGAAAAUGUUGGAACACAUUUCUGGCACGCUCAUUCAGGGACACAGAGAUCGGACGGGGUGUUUGGAAGUCUUGUGGUGCAUCAACCAGAUUCAACCAAUCCCCACGCGGCUCUCUACCAGCAUGACCUGCCAGAACACGUUAUCAUCGUCCACGAUUGGCUGAAAGAAUUGACAAUGAACAGGUUUGCAGGUCACCAUCUGGCAGGAUUCGACAACAAACCACAGUUAAUGCUAAUUAAUGGUCGAGGAUCCUAUCGUAAGUUCGUGGAUCCGGCCACAAACAAAACUGCUUACACCCCUAGAUCACUGUUUAAGGUGACCCAGGGCCAGAACUAUAGGUUCCGGGUCAUAAACCCAGGUAUUCUGAACUGCCCCAUCCAGAUUUCCGUGGACAACCACCAGCUGAAGAUGAUAGCAUCAGACGGAGUUCCAUUCGUGCCGAAGGUUGUCGACUCGUUCAUAAUAUUCGCCGGAGAAAGAUUCGACUUUGUGCUCGAGGCUCAAAAAACUCUCGGUAACUAUUGGUUACGGGCUCGCGGUCUAGCAGACUGCGCAGUCAAAAAGGCGAACCAGGCGGCCAUUGUGAGAUACGAAGGAGCAGACGAGACUGACCCACCAGGAACAGUGGAUUAUGAAGGUGCAACCAGAGCUGGGACGAUGUUGAAUCCACUAAACCAGAAAGCCACCCCGACACUGAUUCAAAUGGCUGACCUUAAAUCCAUGAUCGCCGAUGACCCGCGAAUGAAGGAGCAACCCGACAAGAAGUUCUACAUAGCCAUGGACUUCUACAAGAUAGACAACUACCACUUCCACGAGCCGGACCUGUACCCCAUGUCCAGCGUGGAGCGGAAGAUGCAGUUGCUGAGUCCCCAGAUGAACCACAUCAGCAUGUCCAUGCCGCCGUCGCCGCCGCUCACGCAGUACUCCGACCUGUCAGAGGAUCUGUUUUGUAACACGGACACGGUGAAAGUGAACUGUUCAACCGAGUUCUGUCAGUGUGUACACAGGCUGUACGUCGACGUCGGCGACACCGUGGAGAUCGUCCUCAUCGACGAAGGCGUGCCCUUCAAUGCUAACCACCCCACCCACCUGCACGGUCACAACUUCAGGGUGGUCGCUAUGGACAGGUUGGGCGAGUCGACAUCCCUGGAGGAAGUUAAAGCUCUGGACGCGGCUGGCGGGAUUUCGAGGAAGCUGAGCGGAGCAGUAGCAAAAGACACAGUGACCGUCCCAGAUGGAGGAUAUACCGUCAUCAGAUUCGUCGCCGAUAAUCCAGGUUUUUGGUUUCUGCAUUGUCAUAUCGAGUUCCACCUUGCUAUAGGAAUGGGAGCCAUUGUACAAUCUGGGCAGCCUCACCAAAUGCCCAAACCACCCAAGGAUUGGCCAAAAUGUGGCAACUGGAAAUACCAUGGAGAGGAAACGGAAGUUAAAUGUCCGCCUACAAGUGAAGCAAACAUUGCGACGAUAUCCAAGACAUUAACGUCAAUAGUGGUCUUAGUUAUGUUCGUGAUCGCGUGAGUGCCGCUGAACAUUGAGGAGGGAAUUAAGAAACAGAAGUAUAAAUAUUAAAGGUAGACCUAGAUGUUCCCCAAUUUGCAGAAUUAUACGCUUGUUUUCAAGAUUUCUUUUAUUAUAAAAAUAUAGGUUAUUUACUUAUGGUUUCCACAACUGGUGAAAGACCGUGGUAUGUGCUUUUUCGUCUGUGGAAAAGUGCAUAUAAAAGAUCACUUGCUACUAAUGUAAAAAUGUAGCGGGUUUCCUCUCUAAGACUGUCAGAGUUACCAAAUGUUUCACCUCCAAUAGCCAAUGAUUGAUUGAACAAUGUGCUCUAUUGGUGUCGUUAAACAAAACAAACACACUAAAUUUACUUAUAGUUUAUAUUCAAGGUACGCACAUUUUGGGGACAGCCUAAAUUUCAAGCAUAGUAAAAAAUAAAUUAAUGUACUCAUUUCUCAUCUAGUCAAUUUCUAGAUGAGCUCUUGUAUAUAGGAUAUUUUGGUUAUAUAAUUAAUAAAACAUAUUAACACGUUAUAAUACUGAUAUAUCCAAAAUGUCGAAUGUUGUAUCGUAUGUAGGUUAAAAAAGAAAGAAAAUACAUAAAAAAGAAACCUUCUUUUAUACAUACAUAUAUACUCAAUUAUGAAAUUUGUCAUCGAUUAAUUUUAUAUUUUCACAUUUUAACCUAGUGUAACUCACUUUUUAACAUGUAAUUUCUUUUAAAACGUCUUAUCUACAUUUGGCAAUACAUUGCCUUUGUUUAUCUAUAUUUUUGUUGUUUUAUCCUUACAUUCUAUAAUCACCUGGAUUUAUUCUUUUAGCGUUUUUUGUCACUCUGGCGUAGCCAGGAUUUUAUUGGGUGUGUGUGUGUGGGGGGGUGGGGGGGUGGGGGGAGGCAACCCACACGAUGUAUGUAUGGAUGUAUGUGUGAUUUUAUAAAAAUUAAUACAGAAAAAACAGAAGAAAACAAGUUUUAUUGGGGGCGGGACAUGGACCCCGUCCCCUACCCCCUCGUUACGCCAAAGUUCUGUCGCAGGGUUCGAACUUAACGUCGGCACCGACGGCAAUUGCCGUCGUUGAGAUAUAAAUUGCUAUAGGCAGAGAGCAUCACCGAUGGCGCUUUUGUGCCGUCGGUAAAGCUGGUGUACCUUAUCUGCCAAUAUUUAACAUUUGCACGUUUAAAAUAUAGCUAUAUGUAACAAAAUAGCUUUUCAGUCAGCUUUAUUUGCUGCAAAUGUCACUUUUAAAACAUUGCCACAGGCAGGCUCAAAAUUGCCGUCGGUGGACCCAUUGCAAUUCUUUUAAAAGUUGCCAUGGGAGACAAAUUCUUAAGUUCGAGCCCUGCACUGUCGUGCAUAUAGCCAAUAAUGUUCAAGCACGCUGUCCUGGGCACACUUGUCAACUAUCUAGACUGUCUGUCCAGGUCAGUGGGCUAGUGGUAAGUUGUUAAUUGUUAGUGAAGGAGAAGUCGGUGUAGUGGCCUGACGCCUACUCACCGAAUAGUUAAACUCGCUCUAGGUGGCAGCCGGUACCGGGAGGCGAACCCGAUACCAAGUCAGCCGAUGGCUUAUCCACUACUACCAAACCGGGGCCGGUUUCUGCACUCUCGAGUAAUAAUUUAAUUUAAUUAUAAUUUAAUUAACCAUUUAGGAUAGACUGGCCACCAACAUCAAUUUUCUGAAUGACGAAAGAAAGAAAUGUUUUAUUUAACGACGCACUCAACACAUUUUAUUUACGGUUAUAUGGCGACAGACAUAUGGUUACGGAAUCCAGUAUACAGAACUACAGAGAGAGAGAGCAUGUCCUAACAUAUUAGUGACAUUAGAAGAGUGCAAUGAACAAAAUGCUACAAUGCUAUUAUGUUUUAUAUCCAUGUAGAUAAUAAAUAUUUUUAUUAAUAAA
Gigantopelta aegis is the source of this 3952-nucleotide messenger RNA. RefSeq names its product laccase-3-like. Gene Ontology annotation, molecular function: copper ion binding; oxidoreductase activity. Gene Ontology annotation, cellular component: plasma membrane. Bases 77 to 2071 code for a protein of 664 amino acids. The record is from RefSeq and is a predicted model, not a curated record. Gene Ontology annotation, biological process: iron ion transport. Lineage: Eukaryota; Metazoa; Mollusca; Gastropoda; Neomphalida; Peltospiridae. The transcript has 9 exons.